Hydractinia symbiolongicarpus is the source of this 1853-nucleotide messenger RNA. RefSeq lists its product as uncharacterized. The record is from RefSeq and is a predicted model, not a curated record. Bases 257 to 1588 code for a protein of 443 amino acids. The transcript has 6 exons. NCBI's taxonomy places the organism in Eukaryota, Metazoa, Cnidaria, Hydrozoa, Anthoathecata, Hydractiniidae.
UUAAAACUGUCUAAAUGAUGAAAAGCAAUCGACAAAAGGAAGCUUGGUCGCUCUGUAAUGCGACAUGUAAACACAGCUUUUAUUGUCCGACUGUGUUUUUCAACGUCAGACAGUGUUAGUAAAAUGAGAUACGUCGGUUUAUACUUGUUUUAGUUCGUUGGAUAAGUUUAUCGAAAAUCAGAAGUUUUUAAACGCAUUAUUAAAAAAAAAGAGAUAUGGGUAAAGAAAGUUGUAAAAGAAAAAAUGAAACAUAAAGAUGAAUGCUUUAUUGAUCAUUUCAUUUCUCGCUGUUGCUGUAUACUUCAAAGCUGAGUGUGCAGAACAAAACAUCAUUGGCAAAGCAGAGAAAGGAAACAAUGUAACAAUAUACUGGUCACUUAAUGUGACGAAGAGAACCUAUACAAAAGCGACAUUACGUUUUGAUAAUAUCGUAGUUAGUACAUGCAACGCUGCUGGUGGCAAUGGAUUUACUUGCGUAACGCCAAAAAAUGAUAAGUACGAAGCAAGUUUCAACAAAACCGAUAAACAAAUCACUUUAACGAUCUUAAAUCUAACGUAUUCGGACAGUGGUGAUUAUCUUGUUGCGUUGGAUUAUAAACAUGGUAAACAAACGCGACCAGAACGACUUACCAACACAACUAUACAGGUACGAGGCCCGCCGCAAAUAUGCGACAGUAACUUUAUGACAUCAUACGAAUUUCCGCAGCAUUAUCAACCCAUAGUUAACAUAACUAUAUGUGGAUACCCAACACCCAGAUUUUCUUGGGCGUUUGGUCAGAACACUAAGCCGGAUAUUUCUAUUAGAAGUAUAAAAGCUCACAAACACGUGUUCUCAGCAGUUUUAUCCAAUCUUACCUCUUCGAUGUGUGGUAGCAAGUUGACGUUCAAAGCUUCAAACAAAUUUGGGAAAAUGUCAACAUCAGCUGUCAUCAAUGUGUCAUUCUCACCAUCGAAAGUGAAAGAUUUCUCCUUCGCCAUAAAAGACAACUGCCAGAUAUUUCAAUGGAGUACUUUAAAUAGCGGUCGAUGUGGUGUAUUUUACGAAAUUCAAAUUUUAGACAAUAAAAAACGAAUUCUUAGUCAGUCCACGACACAGCCAUUCGCAAACUUUUUAUCAUUUUGUUAUGCAGAAUACACGCAUAACAAUGUAAGUUCUGGGAUUCGUGCAAUUUAUGACAAUAAAUAUGGUAACUGGAGCAGUGUAAAACCAAUAAAAGAAUAUCCAGAAACAGAAUCUAAAAAAACAGCUUUAAUAGUUGGUCUGGUUUGUGGGUCGUGCAUAUUGUUUCUUCUUUUGAUGUUGCUGUUAUGCUAUGUCAAAAGAGAAAGGGGUAAAAAUGGAAGCGAGGUGUGGAAACCCAAAAAAGCACAAGCAAUCGACAAAACACAAUUUGUUGACGUUUCCUUACUCAACAUGAAAUCGAAUCCAUCCGAAGAGUACACAGAUCUUUCCGACCACAAUAAACAAACAUACGCUGAACUACAGGGGAACCAGAGUUUGUAUGAAAACAUGGAGGGUACGGCGACAAGACCCCUGGUCAACGAAUACGAAGUACCAAAUUGUGAAGGUAACGAGGCUAACCUGUAAAUGGAAAACGAUGGUACGAAAUUAAAUUAGCUCAAAAAAAUCAAAAUGAUACAUGCUGGUGUCAGAUUUUCGCUCCUGUACAAAACAGAAUCUGGAGUGAUUAAGACAUUCAUUCGACAUAGGAACAUUAUACCAACCAAUCAAGUUAGAAAAAAUACUCGAAAAAUCUAGCUUCAGUUACUCUAGUAGCUAACUAGAAUCUAUUCAAAUUGAUUUUGUAAAUUUUCCUAAAGGAGAGAGUGAAUCUAACAAUGUCGUUCAUCAA